Fusarium odoratissimum NRRL 54006 is the source of this 828-nucleotide messenger RNA. RefSeq lists its product as uncharacterized. The record is from RefSeq and is a predicted model, not a curated record. Gene Ontology annotation, cellular component: membrane. Lineage: Eukaryota; Fungi; Ascomycota; Sordariomycetes; Hypocreales; Nectriaceae. The transcript has a single exon. Bases 1 to 828 code for a protein of 275 amino acids.
AUGUUUUGCUCAGAUCACCACCAUACUCAACGGGAUAUGACUAUCACCACUCACAUAACCGAAAAAGACACGAUCAUGUCUCUCCCCACCAUCACCCGCAAUACUACUAUCGCCCUCGUCACUGGUGCCAAUCAGGGUAUCGGCUUCGAAAUCGCUAAGAAGCUUGCCAGCGAAAAUAAUGACUACCACGUCAUUGUCUCUGGCCGCCGUUUACAAGCGGUACAAGAGGCAAGCUCCUUGCUUCAAGCUCAGGGGCUCAAUGUCUCACCUCUCAUACUGGACAUCACAUCAGAUGAUAGCAUCUCCGCCGCAGUCGAGGCUAUCGGGGAUAAAUUUGGGCGCCUUGACAUCCUUGUCAACAACAGCGCUAUCUCAGGCUACGGCAUGGCCGUGUCUCCGCGAGAACUUAUGAUGGCCGUCUAUAACACCAAUUGCAUCGGUACCGCCCUCGUCACUGACUCUUUUAUCCCCCUCCUCGAGCGCUCUACCAAGAUCCGCCGCAUUGUCUUUGUCUCUACUGCCUUGAGCAGUCUGACACUGAAGGCCGAUCCUACGAAUCCAAUGCAUAGCUUUGAUUUCGGUGUUUAUACGCAUAGCAAGUCGGCUCUCAACAUGAUCGCGCUCCACUACGCCACCAGGUAUGAGAAUGAUUCGCAGUGGAAGAUCAAUAUUGCAUGCCCGGGGCACAACUCCCGGACCGCCUUGAAUGGAUUCGCGGGAACCGAGCCUGUUGAUCUGGGUGCGAUAAGCUCUGUGAAAGCCGCCACUCUGGGGCCUGAUGGGGAGACUGGUACAUUCAAGGACGAUAAGAGGAUUAUCCCAUGGUGA